AUGGAGGGUCUUCACGUGGCUUUUAAAAGGACCCGUUUGGCUGAUGUUUUUAGAGGGAUCUCUAUUGAUGACAUUGAGAUUCCACAUCUUUUGUAUGCGAACGAUUUUUUUGUGCUUUCACCAUGGAGUCUUGAUAAGGUUGUUCAUAUUCUUUGUUUUUUCGAUGUUUUUUCUUGGCUUCGGGUCUUAAUCAAUUUGCAUAAAAGCAAAUUGAUUGGAAUUGGUGUUACCCCAUCUCAAGUUGCGGAUGUUGCGAGAUCCAUGGGCUGUGGUUUUGAUUCUAUCCUAUUUGUUAAUCUUGGGGUUCAUGCAGGUCAUAAUAUGAACCGAGUGAACGCUUGGUCCUCUAUUAUUGACAAAUUUUGUAGUAGAUUAGCGGGGUGGAAAGCUAAAUGCCUUUCCUUUGGUGGUGGACUUACAUUGAUCAAGUUGGUUCUUGGGUCUGUGGGAAACUAG
Molecule: messenger RNA, 456 nt
Organism: Lactuca sativa (garden lettuce)
Lineage: Eukaryota; Viridiplantae; Streptophyta; Magnoliopsida; Asterales; Asteraceae
Source: RefSeq, a predicted model, not a curated record